AUGACCCCCCGAGAUGACUCUCCACCAGCUUCGGCCAAAAGCGGAACGUCUCAGCCGCCAAAAGGAAACGCGUCGGAGCCCGCGCCAAAGAGACGCCGAGUCGCGCUGGCUUGUUCGGCGUGCAGAAUCCGCAAAUCACGGUGCAAUGGAGUGCGACCAAGAUGUGAUACGUGCGAUAAGCUUGGAUUCGAUUGUUCAUACGAACAGCAAGAAACCUCUGCGAAUCUUCUAGUCCCAAAAGACCUCUUUGCUGCAUUGGAGGCCAAAGUGAAGCUAUUGGAAACGAAUAUCGAACAGCACAAUAUUAGACUGAAUUUGGUUGAGGGUACACUAAAGACUCCAGCAAGUUCAAGGCAAGAUGUAACGCUUCCACUUCAUCACCAACCUGGAGAUGUGGUGGUCAACAUCGAUGAGAUACCGGAAAAUGGUGCUGGUCAGAGUAUGACUGAUGGCAUGGCUGUUUCCUUCGUAGAUGAGCAAGACUGCGGUUUCUUUGGUACGCCAACACGGUUUGUCCCUUUUGUUGAUCUUGUCUCACGCCAUUCUCUAGGGCCGUCAUCCAACAUCGCACUUAUGCGACACAUAUUGCGAGCUGUCGAUACAAAAAGAACACAGCACUGCGACCAGACUUCAUUAACACCAGCAUCAGAGUACAGUGCCUAUGAAGGUGGGCUAGUGAGUAAUUUGAACGCCUUUCCAGCGGCCUCGAGCGACUCUCAAAAGGCGGGCGCCAACCUCCUACCGCCAGAUAAGGUCAUGCAACGUCUCAUCCGUGCGUACUUUGACAACACAGGACUCUUGUUUCCGUACAUACACGAGCAAGAGUUUCUUGACACUUAUGAGAGAUUCCGAGCAAGUGGCUUUCGAGGUAAUGUUCGUCGGACUUGGCUCGGCCUCCUGAAUAUGAUCCUUGCAAUGGCAACUUGUACUUCUUGCUGGGAGGACUCGGGAAGUGAGACUACUUUUGAGGAGUCGGAUGUUUACUAUCGCAGGGCCCAGGAGCUUUGCCAUACUCAGAUGUUUAGGGGGACUACUCUUGAAACAGUCCAAUACCUCUUACUCACAAGUCAGUAUCUCCAGGGGACGCACAAGUCUGUUCAUACGUGGACCAUUCACGGCCUCGCUGUCAAAGCUGCCAUGUCUAUCGGACUUCACUCGAGGGACAUAGCGUCAAAGUUUACUCCUCUCCAGCAAGAGAUAAGGAAACGCACUUGGUUCGGAUGCAUCUUGCUUGAUAGAAGUCUGAGCCUCACGUUUGGCCGCCCAUGUGCUAUCCCAGAAGAGUACAUCCGCUUGGAUCUUCCAAAGCCACUACCAGUACCAAUCUCAAAUUCGGAUGAAGUGCAUAAGAUGAGCACUGCAUUCUACAAUGCUUCUAUAACUCUCUACAGGAUCAUGGGGCGAAUCAUUGGUUCACUUUAUGGUAGUAACCUUGGAUGUGAAGACCAGUCAUCAGAUACAGCCACAAUGACAUCAAUGAUCCAGUUCGGCCAGGAGCUCUCAGACUGGCAAAAUAAUUUGCCUCAGCAUCUAGGUUUGCGGUCUGUCGACAACAUGCCAGAUAAUACGGAUGAGAAUAUCCGAGAUCCAUUACGGGAAAAGUUCAGAAUCAUUCUUACGCUCAGAUACCUCAACGUUCAACUACUCCUCCAUCGCCCAAUCUUCAUUCGGUCUCUAGGUACUCUGCUGAGAGAGGCCAAAACGCCAUAUCGCCACGCGGGGUCUAUCAACAGCAUGCAUGCCAACUUUGACAGAGUCUUUGUUCAAGUCGCGGAAAACAUCAUAGAUAUUAUAUACACCAUAUUGACGAGGCCUGAUCAUGGGCGUCAUUUGAUUGGGGCGUGGUGGUUCACUCUCUACUAUGCCUUCAGUGCAGCAUUGGCAAUCUUUGGUAGCCUGUUGAUAUCUUUCGGCGCUGAAGCUGGAAACGCUGGCCGCCUCGAAAGUGCGAAACGAUAUCUCGGCAAGACUUGCGAGGCUCUUUUGAAGCUCAGCGAUAACAACACUCUGGUCCUACGCUGCGUCAAAUUCGUACAACAACUUCUCCGGAUUGUGAGCGCCUGGGAUGCGAGCACCACGACCCAAGCUGACCUUAAUAAUGAAUCUUUGGGAUCAUACCUGACGGCGGAAGGGGGCCCUAUUAAUUUUGACAUGGAGUCUGAUCUACUCUCAACGAUGCCGACCUGGGAGACAUCAACGCUUGGGUUCGGGGAUGAACUUGAGCUGGGCCAUUUCUUUGCUAGUGAUUCUCAGCGGUGGUUCGAACAGACACAAUGGUAA
This is a messenger RNA of Fusarium subglutinans, 2280 nucleotides long. RefSeq lists its product as uncharacterized. Gene Ontology annotation, cellular component: nucleus. The record is from RefSeq and is a predicted model, not a curated record. The transcript is spliced from 8 exons. NCBI's taxonomy places the organism in Eukaryota, Fungi, Ascomycota, Sordariomycetes, Hypocreales, Nectriaceae. Gene Ontology annotation, molecular function: RNA polymerase II cis-regulatory region sequence-specific DNA binding; DNA-binding transcription factor activity, RNA polymerase II-specific; zinc ion binding. The coding region runs from base 1 to 2280 and encodes 759 amino acids. Gene Ontology annotation, biological process: DNA-templated transcription; positive regulation of transcription from RNA polymerase II promoter by galactose.